Musa acuminata AAA Group (dessert banana) is the source of this 2075-nucleotide messenger RNA. RefSeq names its product patatin-like protein 3. Bases 63 to 1382 code for a protein of 439 amino acids. Gene Ontology annotation, biological process: lipid metabolic process. Lineage: Eukaryota; Viridiplantae; Streptophyta; Magnoliopsida; Zingiberales; Musaceae. The record is from RefSeq and is a predicted model, not a curated record. The transcript has 3 exons.
CGCCCCUUCCCCCGCCUCCGAAGGAAACACGGUCCUCUCCGGUUCGGCUUCGGGCGAAAGCAAUGGCGUUAGCGCCGCCUCCGCUGGAACCGAGCGCGGACGCCGACAAGCUAAGCUACGAGAUCUUCUCCAUCCUCGAGAGUAAGUUCCUCUUCGGCUACGACGACCCCAAUCUCCUCUCCUCCUCCGCCUCGUCGGCUGCCGCUUCCGCGCCCCGGCCCGCCGGGAGGGUCCGCAUCCUCUCCAUCGACGGCUGCGGCCGCCCCUCCGACGCCCUCCUCGCCGCCGUCUCCCUUGCCCGCCUCGAGUCCUCCCUCCGCCGCCGCUCCUGCGACCCCUCCGUCCGCGUCGCCGACUUCUUCGACGUCGCCGCCGGCUCCGGCGCGGGCGGCGUCCUCGCCGCCAUGCUUUUCACCCGCGGGCCCGACGGCCGCCCCCUCUACGCGGCCGACGAGGCGCUGCGGUUCCUCCUGUCGCAGACCGGACGGUCGUCAUCGGGGCAUUUCGCCCCCGCGAGGCGGGGCCCGCUCGGGUGGCUGUUCCGGCGACGGCCUGGGGCGGUCCUCCGGCGGGUUUUCGGCGACGCGACCCUGCGGGACACGGUGAAGCCGGUACUGGCGCCGUGCUACGACCUGGCGACGGGGGCGCCGUUCCUCUUCUCGCGGGCGGACGCCGUGGAGGCGGACGGGUACGACUUCCGGAUCCGGGAAGUGUGCGCCGCCACGUGCGCGGACCCGGCAUUGGGUGCGGCGCCAGUGGAGAUGAGGUCCACGGACGGACGGACCUGGAUCGCCGCCGUCGGGGGCGGGGUGACGAUGGGCAACCCGGCUGCCGCGGCCAUCACGCACGUGCUCAACAACAAGCGGGAGUUCCCAUUCGCCGCGGGGGUGGAGGACCUCAUGGUGCUGUCCCUGGGAAGCACCAGCGGCGGCAGCCUGGGGGCAGAGGGGAGGAGGAGGAGGCAGGUGCCGUCGGCGGCAGAGCUCGUGAGGAUCGCCGGGGAUGGCGUCGCCGACAUGGUGGAUCAAGCGAUUGCCAUGGCAUUUGGGACUAACGGGAUCAGUCAUUACGUGCGGAUUCAGGCUAAUGGAUUCGGAUCGGGCAAUUAUACCCCCAAAUCAAGCAACGCCACGAAAUUGCUGAGUUCAUUGGAGGAAACGUUGUCGCAGAAGAACGUGGAAUCGUUGUUAUUUAGGGGGAAGAAGAUGUCGGAUCAAAGCAACGGCGAGAAGAUCGAGUGGUUCGCGAGCGAGCUCGCCAAAGAGGACGAGCGGAGGAAGAAGAGUCGGAUUCCCGUGGUAGUGUUGACGCAAGUCGUGUCACCGAGGACUUCCUCCACGGCGGCGUCCAUCGUAAUCGACGGAGAUAGAGAAAAGACAUGAGUAAGCCUUCCAGGAGACCGAGUGCUUGGCGGCCGCAGAGCGUUGGAGGCGUACACCGUGUACAUGUGCUUAGAUAUGUAAUUUAUCCUUGUGUCCUUUUGUUUUUUCUUGGCUUUCUUUGGUGUACGGGAAGUCAGCUCGAGCUUUGGCGAAACGAGAGUUUAAUGGCUUCCACUGCUCUCACUCGCCCAGUGUCGGAUUCAAGAUGGAGACACGCAGAGAGGAGUCCUCAGAACUCGCGCUGUUAAAACAAGCCUAAAAUACGGCCCUCUCCCUCGUGGGUCCCGCGGUACGGCUUCCGCAAUUGGCGGCACGAGGAGGCCAUUACCGAGUGCUUGAUGGGACCCGCCUGUAGAUGCGAGUGCCGGUGACAGGAGAGACGGUGCAUGCAAAGAGACCACCACCCGAGACGGCGAAAAGGUCGAGAAAGGAGACGGUAAACCCACCCACGCUCGUCCGUACCCAAGCCAACCUGAGCCCGAAUUCAGCAGUCCAGCGUAGAUUAACACCCACACGCGCGAGCCGUAAUCGGAUGUCUGCAAUAGAUCAGAUACAAAAACAAGAAGAAUCUCCACCAUGAAAUCCAACAGAUAGAUUACAGGUCUUUUAAUGGCAUUGCAGAACACAGGCUGCGCCUUGAUAGCUUCAUGGAUUGCCUCAGAAUUCAAGCAUAUUUGGAUCUUUAUGGAGUAC